CGACCGGUUGGCUCAAAAAUUUAAAUGCAUUUUGUAUAAAAUUGUUGGGCACCCGUGCGGCGGGUUUAGUUCCUCACCGAAUGUAAACGCAACUAGUCACAACCAAAGUGAACGGUACUUACGAACACACACACACGCACGAGUGAUAGCUCGCGUUGGCGAAUUGAAAUUGAAACUAAGGCAACAACAAAGGCAGCAAUCAAAUAUUUUAUUAAUUUAUUAGUGAACGUAGCAGAAAUCGUACGCGCGGCUUUGAAAACAAAAAAAAACUCGAAAGCGUUUUAGAAUAAUUUUACGAGUAGACGCAGCGGCUAAGAGAUCGUUAACCAUUUGUUUGUUGACGGUUGACAGUGGUUGGUGGUAAUUGACUAGACUACGACCGCAGAACGGGAAAGAAAAUAACAAGGAAAACCAGAAAAUUACAAAAAAGCCGCGCCGCUGAAAGUGAAUUCAAAGCUGGUUGAACUAAAAGAAAAAAAAAAGAUAAACCAAACUGGUUGCGCAUAAAUUGAAAAUUCAUACGGUGCUGCGAGCCGAGCAUACACGCGAGCGAGUUUCAAGAAACAAAUCAAUACCGCGCUAAUCGCAGAAACGGAACGACGCGAAUAACGACAUUCCAUCGAAAGGGAAAACAUUCAAAAAAAAUAUAUAAGUAAAAUAAAAAUCGCAAAAUUCCAAAAACCUCUAAAAAAAAAAAACACGUGGAUAAAUAUGCUAACACUACACGCCCUAAGCGGAUAUAGGCUGCCCUGUGUGUUGGCGGUAUUGCUAAUUUUCAGCAUGCCAGCCGCCCAAACAGCGCCAGCGGGUGAACCCACAGCGGUUGCGGAAGGAUUAGCAGCUACGUUGGAGAUAAGCAAACUUAGUGCGGAGUCCGCGAACAGCAUAACCACUGACUUCUCCGCAGUAAACGUGGAGAACGCGCAGCCAUAUGCCACAACUGAGGUGGACACCGAAGCCGAGCUGGCGCCCACAUCACUGCCCAUGACGAGCGAGGAAAUAGCGCUGGCCGAAGUGGCAGCGGUUGUGGCGGAGUUGACAACAGCGGCAGCUGCCGAUAUUAAGGCGCAAGAGCAGGCGUCAGAUGAGGAGAGACAGUGGCAGGUGAGAAGGAGAGCUGAGGAAGCUAAGCGGCAAGCGAUCGAUCGAGAAAUCGCUAGCGCCGUUGAAAUGCUGGAAGACGAGAAGGAUAGCGGUGCAGUCUCAACACUUACGACUAGCUUUGCGGAUGUAAUUGGAACAACCACAACAGCACAGCCGACAACUGCCGCUCCAACAACUACCGUUGGUCCGGCAAUUUUGAAUGAAUUAGUGAGAGCGGCAGCCGCGGCGAAUGAGAUCUUGGCAGCUGCUUUAAAUGCAGCGACAAUGGCAGGCACAAAUAUCACCAUCGCAACAACAGCCGAUGUGGCUAGUGCAGAUACAACAACAACAACGAAACCAGACAGAGCAACAAACACCGAAUUGGCGAUUGGUGAUGGUCUGUUGGCGGUGAGUGACAGUGAAACGCUGCCGGAAGGCGAAGUCACCUGGCAGCCAAGCGAAAUUGAGACAACAAGCAUAGCAACAACAACAACAAAAGCAAUAAUGAAUAUCGAAACGGCAGAUGCUGCAACUACCAUACCAAUAACAACAAUAGCAUCGGAAACCACGCACAGCGAACCAACGCCCAUCGCAAAUAUUUCAAAUGAAAUUAACGGUGAUAAUUUGUUGGAUAAAUCGUUGGAAAGUGAAGGUUGGCGCGAGGCAGUGACCAAUAGCCCACAGCAAUUAGUAGUAACUGUAAGGCCAAAAGUGUCAGCGGAACCAACUACUACAACAUUGGUCACUGAAGGCACUACCGAAACGCUAGAAGCUCAGAGCAACACAGAGACUGUUUCCUCUUUGGAUUCAGCAGCUCUACUUGAACAUUUCAAUAAAAGCCCAGACAGCGAAGAUACCAAGUAUUCAAUGGAAUCAGUAGAUCACGAGGGUGCAGAGUCCAAGAAAGUAAUAACAACGAAAAAGGCUGAAGAAUCAACCGAAACAACGCCACCCACAGCCGAAAAUGAAGUCGAAGGAGAAACUAAAGACUUACCUAUGGCAGGCUUAGCUGCCACAAGUGCCCAUCAGGUCGCAGAAACAGCAACAGAUGCAGCGAUUAAUGUUGAAGCAACGCAGCAAGCAACAAGUGAUAAAAACGAACGAAAACAUAGCUCAACAAGCGAACCUACUCCGGUUGAGAACUCCAUAAAAGCUGCAGAAUUUGAAAUUGCAAAAGUUGAGGAAGUGAAGCGAGCAAAUUUGCCAGAAGAAAGUAACCAGCCGAACGCAGUGGAAAGUGAAGCCCGCGCACCAAAUAAAUAUCUUAACGCUAUACGCGAAGAAGUAGGAGAUGAAACUGUAGCAACAACAAAUGCAAUACCAGAAGCGAUAACAACUGCCGAAUACAAUGCAGCUGAGGUGGCAGCAGAUACUGCAACAACAACUCCCGAAUCAACACUAGCAGAAGAAAAGUUUGCAGCUGAGCCAACAACGAGUCCAGCAGUUGCUGUGACAACUAUAACGCCAGAAGAAGACACCAUUACAAAAGCCCCCAUAGAGCAAAAUGUGGCUAAUGAAAGCCAAAAGGAAACCGAAAAUGAUCCUAAAGCAAUAAUAACUACGAGUACAAUAACAAAUACAGACGAUGAAACAACGAUCGCGAUUUCGAACGGUGAUUCCUUGGUAACAACAACUACAAGCAAAACAACAACAGAAGCGGCAGUAGCUGAAAAAGAGCUUACAAAGGACCAAAGAAUAGAUGUUCAGGAAGGGUUAGCAAAAACAACAGAAAGUACAAGUGAUCCUGGGACAAUAGUUUCGGUAACAGAACCUACAGUAACACAUCUAGAGGAACGAGUUCACGGAGCUAUUGUGUCCGCUAUCGAAUCUGUCCGCAGCUCAACAGAUGUGCCGCUGGCGGCGUUUACAACAAUGCCACACUCGAUAGAGGAGCUCUUGCACGCCGAGACAACCACCGAAAAAGGUGAUUUGGGAACAAUUUCGUCUGGUGGCAGCACAGAAAAGGCACGGGAAUCAACGACCUUGAGUAGUAAUACAGCAGAAAAUGCACCUUCUAAGACCAGUGAUUUACCAGAAACGUCUGCGGUUGAAAGUGAGAGUAUACUUUCAGAAACAACGGCGGCAACAAAAGUUGCCGAGCUGCCGGAAAGCACAGCGGCAACAGCUGAGGAAAUUGCGGCAGUCGCAGCAGCAGGCUUACCAACAACAACUACAACAAAAGUAGAAACAGAAACGGAAACGGAAACGCUUGCAGCAACUGAGCAGCUAGAAGCUGAGCUAGGAACGACAACAGAAGCAGCACUAGCAGAGCAGCCACUCUACCGGCGCACUUUGGACGCGCAGCGACAUGAAGGGAGCGAGUAUGCCAGCGCAACGGAACUAACAAAUGUCGUGUCGGUAGCAGGUGCUGAAACAACUGAAGCAACAACAACAACAACAGCAACAGUAGGCGCAAUGGAAGUAGGAACCAUUAUCGCUCCAAUUACAACAACAACAACAGCAGGCGCAGAUGCCGCGAGAUCAACUUUUUCUGUUGCAACAACAAAUGCUUCUGAAUCUGAUACUACAUCAACAACAAAAAUAUCUGAGCCUGAAACUACAACAACCACAACGACAACAACGCCUGCGCCAGAAACAACAACAACAACGGCUGAACCACAAACUACAACAACCACAACGACAACGACAACAACGCCUGCGCCAGAAGCUACAACAACCACAACAACAACAACGCCUGCGCCAGAAACUACAACAACAACGGCUGAACCACAAACUACAACAACCACAACGACAACGACAACAGCGCCUGCGCCAGAAACUACAACAACAACAACGCCUGCGCCAGAAACAACAACAACCACAACGACAACAACGCCUGCGCCAGAAACUACAACAACCACAACGACAACAACGCCUGCUCCAGAAAUUACAACGACAACAACACCUGCGCCAGAAACUACAACAACAACCACCACCACCUUGUCGCCAAUGAGUCUAAUCAUUGCCGAGCAUGAAGCGCGAUCCCUCGAGCGAACCCCACCGCGCGUCAGUCGCAUUGUCAGCGACGAUGGCGUCGAAGUGCUAUCCGGUUACUCGAUUGUGCAUCACAUGCAUGCGGCAGCCAUGGCGGCGUUAGCUGCGGCAGCAGCGUAGGUACGCCAAACAUGGAAAGACUGAUCCAGGCUGGAUUUAGGUUGUCGGCAGUUUAAUUUGUUUUUUUUUUUUUACCCAUCAAGCUGUUAGUAAUCAGCCGAAGCAGGACAAUUCGAAAAUAGCCAAUAUUCACAAAAGUUCACAUGCAUCACUACAGUGUGAUUCAUUGCCAUAGUAACAACAACAACAACAACAGUCAAAGCGGAUUUCGCUAAAACCUGUGGUGCUACAUUCAUAUUUUUUAUGCUAAGUAAACGAAAUUCAAAAAAAAUUUUAUUUAAGAUGUUUUUCAUGCAAAAUGUGA
Rhagoletis zephyria (snowberry fruit fly) is the source of this 4501-nucleotide messenger RNA. RefSeq names its product mucin-5AC-like. The record is from RefSeq and is a predicted model, not a curated record. NCBI's taxonomy places the organism in Eukaryota, Metazoa, Arthropoda, Insecta, Diptera, Tephritidae.